AUGGCCCCCACCACAGCGGCACGUUUCCUCGCCUCUGCUACACGCCAAGUAUGCCGCAGCACGAGCAGCAGCGGUAGUUCGUCGUUGCUCGGGGCUGCGUCGACGCGUGGUGCGAGUGCGGCGGUCAUCAGGUCCCCCCAACUCGACGGGGCGAGUGCGAGUGCCGGAUCAACGAUCGCUCGUAGGGGCAAUGCGACCGCCGUCGAAGCACCGGGAACCAAGCAAUGGUCCAGGGAGGACGUUCAGCAAGUCUACGACACCCCCUUGAUGGAUCUCAUCUUCCGUGCGGUCAGUCGUCUCUCCUUCGAGCUCGCUCAGCUUCCGCCCUCGAACGAGCAGCCGCGAGCUACUUACUUCUCGACCCAUCGUUCGCGCGCCGGCCCCACCCCAUCCAACCCGGCUCAUGAAGCCGAGGCCCGAGCCUUACGAUCAGAAGCUGAUCCUUCAGUGUCACUGCGUUUAUGUAUAGGCUUCCGUGCACCGAGUGAACCACCCUUCGGACCAGGUACAGCUGUGCACGCUGCUCAACAUCAAGACCGGCGGCUGCGGCGAGGACUGCUCCUACUGCGCCCAAUCGUCCAAAUACUCGGACAAGGUCGGCUUGAAGGCCGAGAAGUUGACCGAGGUGGAACCCGUACUCGUGUGAGCCUACUCCAAGCUGUUUGAUUCUACUGUUGUGCUUGAUCCGACCGCUGAUCUCACGAUGCGCUUGUGCUCUGGCUUCCCCCACUCGUACCCCACCCCACCCCACCCCACCCCCAACGCUUUCCAUCCCGUCAAUUCGCCGUUAAUUCCUCGACCCUUGCUCGGACCACCUCCACCCACGCAACGAUCCACAGUGAGGCGAGAAAGGCAAAGGCCAAUGGAUCGACUCGAUUCUGCAUGGGUGCGGCUUGGCGCGAUCUGUCCGGUCGCAAGCGCGGGUUCGAGAGGAUCUUGAAGAUGGUCGAGGGUGUCCGGUGAGUCGAAUCUCGAACAGGCGUUCGUAGCGCACGCCGAAAAGUAUCGUGUAACUGAAGGUCGUAUAUACCUGCUAUCGACAGAGCCUUGGACAUGGAAGUGUGCACUACCCUCGGAAUGCUCAGCCCCGAACAAGCUCAGCAGCUCAAGAAGGCCGGGCUGACGGCGUACAACCACAACCUCGACACCUCGCGAGAGUACUACCCCAAGGUGAGCAUCCGCCAGUGUGCCUGGGAGCAUGCCACAUUAUCUCAUGCGGUAGUGUCUCACAGGUCAUCACGACCCGCAAGUACGACGAGCGAUUGGAGACACUCGCGGCGGUCCGAGAGGCAGGCAUCAGUGUCUGCAGUGGUGGCAUCAUCGGUCUUGGUGAAGACGAUGGUGACCGAGUUGGAUUGAUCUGGGAGAUGAGCCAGUGAGUGCAUCUUCAGAAGACGGGCUGUAGGCGAUGGAGAGGGUGACUGAAUGACUUCUCUGCGCCUACCGUCGAAAGACUUCCUGAGGCUCCCGAGUCGUUCCCAGUCAACGCGCUCGUUGCCAUCCCCGGUACACCGCUCGAGAAGAACGAUCGUGUCACCGUCACCGAGCUCCUUCGAACCAUCGCCACCGCUCGUAUCGUUCUUCCUACGUGAGUAGUUCACGACGUAUUCGGGGCUCGCGAAAGCAGUCGCUGAUUGGCCCUUUUGCACGUGUCGGCAGGUCCAUCAUCCGUUUCGCCGCCGGUCGAAUCAGUUACAGCGAGUCUGAGCAAGCCAUGUGCUUCAUGGCUGGAGCGAACGCCAUCUUCACCGUAAGUCUCAGUUGGGACGACGAAACGGUCAAAACUAGGCUGACAAAAUCCUUACCACACUUGAUCAUUCCGACAGGGCGAGCGCAUGUUGACGACUCCGACAUCAGGUUGGGACGAGGACAUCUCGAUGCUCACGCGCUGGGGUCUCAAGGGAAUGAAGUCGUUCGAGUCGGCGACGGUGAGGAUGAAGGAGGACGAGGCGGCGCUCAAAGCGACCGAGGAGAGGAAAGCGAUUGCCGAAGCCGAAUCGGCGCAAGCGCAGGCCCAGAUUUAG
Molecule: messenger RNA, 2024 nt
Organism: Microbotryum saponariae
Lineage: Eukaryota; Fungi; Basidiomycota; Microbotryomycetes; Microbotryales; Microbotryaceae
Source: the annotation of a GenBank genome assembly